AUGGAACAAAUGGAAUUUGGAGGAAAAUGGAGAAGUUGGAUCAGGGGUUUCUUAUCGUCGGCUAGAGCCUCUGUAAUAGUAAACGGGUCAACAACUAAAGAGUUUGCCCUUGAAAGGGGAAUUCAACAAGGCGAACCAUUAUCCCCUUUCCGUUUUAUCCUGGUUGUCGAAGUCCUAAACAUUGUCACGGAAGAAGUUGCAGAGCAAAAGAUUUCGAAAGGAAUAACACUUCCAAAUAUGGGCCCAGUAAUAUCUCAUAUACAAUACGCAGAUAACGUGAUCUUCCUAGUGAAUAAUCUUGAAACUGAAUUGUUAUCCAGGAGCAUAUACUACUUUGUUGGUUUCCCACCUUUCACGUAUCUGGGAAUGCCAGUGGUGGCUGCCAUGUCAAGAAUAUAA
Messenger RNA from Lactuca sativa (garden lettuce), 399 nucleotides. Its product is annotated as putative mitochondrial protein AtMg01250. Lineage: Eukaryota; Viridiplantae; Streptophyta; Magnoliopsida; Asterales; Asteraceae. The record is from RefSeq and is a predicted model, not a curated record.